Penicillium cosmopolitanum is the source of this 2058-nucleotide messenger RNA. Its product is annotated as fungal specific transcription factor domain-containing protein. Gene Ontology annotation, molecular function: zinc ion binding; sequence-specific DNA binding. The transcript is spliced from 7 exons. Gene Ontology annotation, cellular component: nucleus. The record is from RefSeq and is a predicted model, not a curated record. Bases 1 to 2058 code for a protein of 685 amino acids. NCBI's taxonomy places the organism in Eukaryota, Fungi, Ascomycota, Eurotiomycetes, Eurotiales, Aspergillaceae. Gene Ontology annotation, biological process: positive regulation of transcription by RNA polymerase II; DNA-templated transcription.
AUGCAGCCUGUGCAGCGAUCAGAAGCGCCUAGCGCAAUCCGGAAGCAAAGGAGAGCGGCCAUCGCCUACCUUAGGAACUUGCAGAAGCAAGCCUAUAAUUGGCAGCGGGCAACCGGCGUCAAGCGCCCACAUGAGCAAUCGCCCCGCUCUGAUGGGGAUGAUCUUAAUAAGGGACAACCCAUUGAUGAAAUCGGGUCUUCCGAGGAGUUCUUAGGCCAUAGGCCCGGGAUAUCAUCCGAAACGCCUGACACCGAGACCUCAUGUAAUAUAUGGACAAGCCCGUUCACAGUCCCAUCAACAAUCUUCAAGGGCACUCAUCAGCAACAACGAAAGUGGAAUUCGACCCCAAUCCAGCUCAAACCCCCCGCGCAAUUAUACCUGGAUGGAGAUAUAUACCCUCUGGCAUGGAAUGAUGAUGCUUCAAAGUCCGAAUUCAUAGACAAGACUGACUUACCUUCACUUGAAUAUAUCCUCUAUCUUUUUCAAAUUGUUCAGUUUCGCCUUGGUCGAGCAUACAGGGUCCUCGAGGAGAAGUCAUUCAUAGAAUAUCUACAUCGACUUUACGAGAAACGCCCCGAGACAACGACGUCCGACUCUCGAUUUUGUCUUGCUCAAUUCUUCAUGGUCCUUGCGCUAGGAAAUGCAUUUAUCUCAAGGAAUCGAAACUUGAAGGAUCCUCCCGGAUCAAAAUAUUUUGUCCGAGCCAUGAACAUUAUGCCUACCAAUAUAGCGACGGGAAAGGAUAGCCUAAUUGCGAUAGAGGCUCUUGCACUCGUUGGAUUGUACCUCUACGCCAUUGAUCAUAGAGAGGCAGCUCACGUACAUGUCGGCCAUGCUAUACGCAUAGCCCAACUAGAAGGAAUGCACACCCAACUUCCCGAAGAGGACCUCGGAGCUUCAACCGUGUCUCGAUGUCGGAAUCUCUGGUGGUCCUUAUACAUGAUGGAUUCCCACUUCUCCCCUUCUCUGGGUCUUCCAAUGACUCUUCAAGAUAGCGACAUUACUACCCUGAUAAACUCGCCAACAUCAAGUUCCCAAAACCUGGCCUUUAGUCUCCAGGUCAGGCUUACGCGCAUGUGUUCAUUCAUAAUUAGCAAGAAGACCCAACUUGCCACCUUUUUGGACAUCACGCGCAGUAUUCUAGAGGCUAUGGCAAAAUAUGCAGAGGAGAUUGAGGAUAUGUUCAACAUAAAGUUCCAUGGCUCUGGAGACAACGUUCCAGAAGAGACCCGUCAUACGAUUCUUCUGUACCACCAGUGUAUUAUAGUUGCAACAAGACCCCUUCUUCUCUCCGUACUCAAAGAAAGACUAGAGAAAUUAGGCCGAGAAGAAGAAGAUUGGCAAAAGUUCCUCACACUUCCAAAGUCCUUGAUCUCAAUUGGCAUCAAAUCCGCAGAGAAAACACUUCAAAUCAUAGGAAGUGAGAAUAGCUUUCUUGAAACAUUCCUACCAUUCGAUCACGAAAUGACCUACUCCGCCGCAGUCCACCUGACAAUGGCAAAAACACUUUUUCCAUCAAGCACCCAAGACCGACUAUACAGCGAGAACGCACAUGCCAUUCUAGACGAACUAAUUCUCUGGGGUAAUCGAGUGGCCACGGCCCGAAAGCAAGAAUUGAGUCGCAUUGAGGACUUAUUCCAGAAACUUGCUGAACGGGUUGAGCAGGAAGGUCUACUUCUAUUAACUCUAUCCGAUGCUGCAUUCAAUCCUGAUGCCAGUGCGGGUCCGGGAUCUUUCAGUACUAUGGCACAGUCACAGUAUAUCCCAAUAGGGAGAGUUUCUACAGCAGAUACUGUCGGGCCCGGGGCUGUUGCCCUUCCCCCAGCAGCGUCAUCAGCUGCUGCCGCUGCCCAGCAGGAUAAUCAGUCAGUCCCGGCUGAUACACCAGCAACAGCAGCCAACCUCGACUUUCUUGCAAAUAUUGGGAUUUCAUCGUAUGAGUUUCAUUCUAUUAUUGAUCAAAUCAAUAAUCCCGAGAUGUUAUCUGGCGGCGACAUGGAUAUGAGCCCGCAUUGGUCGGCAGCGGUAGAUACCUCGUAUUCGAGCUCGUUGAAUUGA